AUGAUCUUCCUCUUCCGGUCCGGCUCAUUGCGCUCAAAAUGCUGGCUCGUCUUCAAAGCCACACGCCAACACGCCCGCAAUCUCGGCCUCUUCGCCCUCGUCUACAAAGGCGCCAUGCUCCUCCUCCGACACACCGCACCCGAUGGCAAAGAGCGGCACUAUGACUCCUUCCUCGCGGGCCUCCUCGGAGGGUACACCGUCUUCGGCCGCACAAUUCACAACUCCGUCUCCCAGCAGAUCGUCAUAUACGUGUUUGCCCGUGUCGCGUUGGCGCUGGCAAAACUCGCUGUACAACCAAAGCACGUGGGAGAUGUGAAGGGCGGUGGGGGAGGAUGGGGACUAUUGGAUGAGAAGAGUGGGUUGAGGAAAGAGUUACUAAAGAAUGGUUGGGUGGGGUUUGCGAGUUUGAGCUGGGCGAUGGUGAUGUAUGUUUGGAGGUGGCAUCCUGAAGCUGUGCAGCCGAGCUUGAGGAGUAGUAUGAACUACAUUUACGGCCAAUCAGACGAGUGGGAUUCGCUGCGGACUUUCAUCUGGCAUAACAAAUAA
Molecule: messenger RNA, 546 nt
Organism: Didymosphaeria variabile
Lineage: Eukaryota; Fungi; Ascomycota; Dothideomycetes; Pleosporales; Didymosphaeriaceae
Product: mitochondrial ornithine carrier protein
Exons: 3
Coding region: 1-546 (181 amino acids)
Cellular component (GO): peroxisomal membrane
Source: RefSeq, a predicted model, not a curated record